Molecule: messenger RNA, 918 nt
Organism: Anisakis simplex (herring worm)
Lineage: Eukaryota; Metazoa; Nematoda; Chromadorea; Rhabditida; Anisakidae
Source: the annotation of a GenBank genome assembly
AUAUCAGCUGAGGGGCCGGCCAUGAUGUUGUGGUUGCGUUUGCUCAUUAAAUUACCCAUUCAGGAUCCUCCAUCUGAACACACCAAUCCCAUUGGCAGUGACAUGCAGCCUGCUGAGGAAAUAGUAGACACCACUACUGAUGAUGUCAAUUCGAAGCCAAGAACAAAUCAAAAUAACGCGACUGUGAUAGUGUCGGAGGGUGAAUGUUUGAAUGGAGGCACUUGGCUAUCGUGGUUCGGUUUAUGUGCAUGUCCAUAUACACAUUACGGACGACGUUGGGAAUGUGUAUGUUUUGGCAGUUACUUUGGAAGCAGCUGUGAAUAUAUAUGUGAGCACGGUGUUUUGGUGAAUGGUCAUUGUACGUGUUAUGAUGGGUAUACGGGAUUGACUUGCAAUGAAUGCAAAACGGAUUACGUUGGUGUGACGUCGAGUGAAUGCGGUGAAAUAAUGCGUCGACGUAAGCCUGUGAUGCAGUCGCGAUUCGCUUUAAGUGGUCUUUCGCUUUGUCUUAUCACCAUUAUUCUGCUGUGGAUUUCUGUGGUUACGAGAAGAAGACGAACGAUGAUAGCUGCAAAUCAUUUCGAACGUUUAGCAAAUGAACGCUUAUUGCGAGAGCAACAACGACGACUGUGUGAGCGUCGUGCUGUAGCGGUUCAAGUAAUAUUUUUUGUGGUGUAUUUAUUAUUUGUUAUAUUCAGUAUAGCUGAAUUUGUAUCACGUACACCAACGAAUCACGCAAUAUGUGAAUUCAGAAACUUUAUAUCGCCGUCGUUUUAUAAUAUCGACACUAGAUUGCUGAACAAUUUACGCGCUCCACGUUUGAACUUUAACUUGACCACUGGUAGUGCGAGAAGUACGACUGCAGGUAGUAGUAACAACACUGGAAACGAAACGCCACCGCCCGGUUAUUAUUAUUGA